CCCAUGUCCUGUUGCAGCAUCUGAUGAAGUAAGCUGCUGCUUACGAAAGAGCCCGCAUCUCUGAUUUAGGUAACCUGUAAGGUGCCAGUCUACCCUGCCUUGUGCUGAUGUAGUAACUGCGAGAGCAACCACAUGCAGGAUUGCAAGUGGAGAUUGAGUCCUGCGCCAUCACUCCUCCCUUCUUCCAAAAUAGCAACAGUCAUCAGCUGAGUUACUUUACUUAUGGAGACAAGGAUUCACAAAUUAAAACAGAACUUAACAGAGUUUCAGAACAUGAGUGAAAACCUGAAGGACUGUUUGAUCCAGACCCAGACUUCCUUAGGGGAGAUGGUAACAAUAAAGACUGAGGCCUGUUCUCCACACCGGGACCAGGAGUAUGGACAACCCUGCUCUGGGAGGCCUGACCCACAGUCCAUGGAGAUAGAGCCUAAGAAACUGAAAGGGAAACGGGACUUAAUAAUGACAAAGAGCUUUCAACAAGUAGAUUUCUGGUUUUGCGAGUCCUGCCAGGAGUACUUUGUGGAUGAGUGUCCAAACCAUGGUCCCCCUGUGUUUGUGUCAGACACUCCAGUGCCUGUUGGGAUCCCUGACCGGGCAUCACUGACCAUCCCGCCUGGCAUGGAGGUUGUGAAAGAACCCAAUGGGGAGAAUGACGUGCGCUGUAUGAACGAGGUUAUCCCCAAAGGUCAUAUCUUUGGGCCAUAUGAGGGGCAGAUCUCCAGCCAGGACAAGUCAGCUGGAUUUUUCUCUUGGCUGAUUGUUGAUAAGAACAACCGCUACAAAUCCAUAGAUGGGACAGAUGAAACCAAAGCAAACUGGAUGAGGUAUGUGAUCAUAUCCCGAGAGGAGAGAGAGCAGAACUUGAUGGCCUUUCAGCACAGUGAGAGGAUAUACUUCCGAACCUGUCGUGACAUCCGGCCUGGGGAGAGGCUGCGGGUCUGGUACAGUGAGGAUUAUAUGAAGCGGUUGCAUAGUAUGUCCCAGGAGACUAUUAACAGGAACCUCACAAGAGGCGAUAAAAAAUCACAGAGAGAAAAGUCAGAAAAAAAUGUGGAAAAUCAAGAGGACAUGAGAGGCCCUCUUCAGCUUACCACAUUGAAGCAAGGGAAGAGCCCUUACAAGCGGAGCUGUGAAGAAGCAGAAUCCCAUCCCCAGACAAAGAAAAAGAAGAUAGAUCUCAUCUUCAAAGAUGUCUUAGAGGCUUCCCUGGAGUCAGCAAAGCUGGAAGAGCACCAGCUAACCACGAGCACCCCACUUUCCAUUAGAAAGGCAUCUAAAUACCAGACUGAAGAUGUCUUUGAAAGGUGUGGAACUACCAUUCAGCAUAGCUCCCCAAACCUCAGCAGAAACCGAAGUGAGGGAGAAUGGAAGGUCCCCCAUAGUUCCUCUUUUAGCACAGCCAAAGAGAUGGGUCUCCUGGAAGAUGAAGAAGAAGAGCCUCUGUCACUCAAGGCAGACAGCCCUACUGAACCAUCUCUGGCAUCCACUCAAGGCAAUUCACAUGAAAUCCCCACAACUUCCUUUUGUCCCAACUGCAUAAGGUUGAAAAAGAAGAUCCGAGAACUGCAGGCUGAGCUAGACAUGUUGAGAUCUGGCAAGUUACCUGAGCAGCCUGCUCUAGCACCUCAGGUACCUGAGCUUCAAGAGUUCUCUGACCCCACAGCUUCGGAAAGCAUCAUCUCGGUUCCUACAAUCAUGGAGGAUGAUGACCAGGAGGUGGAUUCUGCCGAUGAAUCGGUAUCCAAUGAUAUGAUAGCUGCUACAGAUGAGCCUUCCAAGAUGUCUUCUGUGACUGGCAGGAGGAUUCGACGCUUCAAACAAGAAUGGCUUAAAAAGUUCUGGUUUCUACGGUACUCCCCAACAUUAAAUGAAAUGUGGUGCCACGUUUGUAGGCAGUACACAGUGCAAUCCUCUCGGACUUCAGCCUUCAUCAUUGGCUCUAAGCAGUUCAAGAUACACACUAUAAAGCUUCACAGCCAGAGCAACCUCCACAAGAAGUGCCUGCAGCUCUACAAGCUCAGAAUGCAUCCAGAGAAGACAGAAGAGAUGUGCCGAAAUAUGACCCUGCUCUUCAACACGGCCUACCACUUGGCUUUGGAAGGCAGGCCCUACUAUGACUUUAGGCCUCUUGCAGAACUACUGAGAAAGUGUGAACUCAAAGUGGUGGAUCAGUACAUGAAUGAAGGAGACUGCCAAAUCUUAAUUCAUCAUAUUGCCCGGGCUCUUCGAGAGGAUCUGGUGGAACGGAUCAGGCAAUCUCCCUUCCUCAGCAUCAUCCUGGAUGGGCAGAGUGAUGACUUGCUGGCUGACACAGUUGCAGUUUAUGUGCAGUACACAAGCAGUGAUGGGCCUCCAGCAACUGAAUUCCUGUCUCUUCAAGAACUGGGUUUUUCAACAACAGACAGUUACCUCCAAGCAUUGGACAGGGCUUUUUCCAGUUUGGGAAUAAGAUUGCAGGAUGAGAAGCCAACUAUUGGUUUGGGAGUAGAUGGUGCUAACAUUACUGCCAGCCUGAGAGCUAACUUGUUCAUGACAAUCAGAAAGACAUUACCUUGGUUGCUUUGCUUGCCAUUUAUGGUACACAGGCCUCACUUGGAAAUUUUAGAUGCAAUCAGUGGAAAAGAGCUUCCAUGUCUGGAGGAGCUAGAAAACAAUUUGAAGCAGUUACUCAGCUUUUAUCGUUACUCCCCCAAGUUAAUGUGCGAGCUGCGAGUCACUGCUGCCACUCUUUGUGAGGAGACCGAGUUCUUGGGAGACAUCCGAGCAGUGAAGUGGAUCAUUGGGGAGCAGAAUGUCCUUAAUGCUCUAAUCAAGGAUUACCUGGAAGUUGUGGCCCAUCUGAAAGAUGUCAGUGGUCAAACACAAAGAGCGGAUGCUUCUGCCAUUGCCUUGGCUCUCCUGCAGUUCCUUAUGGACUACCAGUCGAUUAAACUAAUCUACUUCUUGCUGGAUGUGAUCGCUGUGCUUUCACGCCUCGCCUAUGUCUUCCAAGGUGAAUAUCUCCUUGUGUCACAAGUGGAUGACAAAAUAGAGGAGGCUAUCCAGGAGAUCAGCAGGCUUGCAGACUCGCCUGGGGAAUAUUUGCAGGAAUUUGAAGAGAACUUCCGAGAAAGCUUUAAUGGCAUUGCUGUGAAAAAUCUACGGGUGGCUGAAGCCAAAUUCCAGUCAAUCAGAGAAAAGAUCUGCCAGAAGACCCAAGUGAUCCUAGCCCAAAGGUUUGAUUCACGUAGCCGGACAUUUGUGAAAGCAUGUCAGGUAUUUGACCUUGCAGCUUGGCCCAGAAGCACUGAGGAGCUCAUGAGCUAUGGAAAGGAAGACAUGGUGCAGAUAUUUGAACACCUGGAAACAGUCCCAUCAUUUUCCAGAGAGGUUUGCAGAGAAGGAAUGGACAUCAGAGGAAGUUUGCUGAUGGAAUGGCGAGAACUCAAGGUGGAUUAUUAUACCAAAAAUGGUUUUAAAGACUUACUUGGUCACAUUUGUAAAUACAAACAGAGAUUCCCACUGUUAAAUAAAAUAGUUCAGAUCCUUAAAGUCCUUCCCACCUCAUCAGCCUGCUGUGAGAAGGGACGCAAUGCCCUUCAGAGAGUGCGCAAAAACAACCGCUCUCGCCUCACUCUGGAACAGCUCAGUGAUCUUUUGACGAUUGCUGUUAAUGGGCCAGCCAUUGCCAACUUUGAUUGCAAGAGAGCACUAGAUAGUUGGUUUGAAGAGAAAUCAGGCAAUAGUUAUGCACUGUCAGCAGAAAUGCUGAGCAGAAUGUCCUCCCUUGAUCAGAAGCCGAUGCUGCAGAGCAUGGACCACGGCUCUGAAUUUUACCCUGAUAUUUAGGAAGGAAUGCCUCAACUUCAGAAAGCUGUUGAAUAAUUUUUUUUUUAAAUCUAUACUCUAAACUUUGAUAUAUUAUAUAAGAUAUAUAUAUAUAUAUAUAUAUAUUAUAUAUAUGAAA
This is a messenger RNA of Alligator sinensis (Chinese alligator), 3946 nucleotides long. RefSeq names its product PR/SET domain 11 (gene PRDM11). The transcript has 9 exons. Lineage: Eukaryota; Metazoa; Chordata; Crocodylia; Alligatoridae. Gene Ontology annotation, molecular function: protein binding. The record is from RefSeq and is a predicted model, not a curated record. Bases 223 to 3828 code for a protein of 1201 amino acids.